UGUUGUUCAAUUCAAGUAUUACAAACCAAAAGCAUGGCACUUCUUAACCCUAAUGUUACUCAUCUUCUUCCUCUUCUUCUCAUCACUCUAUUUCUCUUCACCUGCAAUGGUGAGGAUGACAGUCUGGGCUACUUGUGCAAUGAAGAUACAAGUACCAACGCCAAAAUAUCCGCCAAUAUCGACGCCGUACUCCCUAAACUUGUGUCAAAAGCCUCCUCAUUAGGUCAUUUUGUAGCCACCUCAGGCGGAGGCAGAGACAAAGUGUACGGCUUAGCACAAUGCAGGGGUGACAUAAGCAAGGCCGAUUGCUCUGGCUGCCUCCAUAAAGCAGCAGAACUUAUCCGUCAAGCCUGUCGAGACCAACCCGAUUCGAGAAUUUGGCGCGACCACUGCUUUUUAAGGUAUAACAUCGAGAAUUUCAUCGGAAAAAUCGACACUUCGUUCGGGUAUUUAUACGUAAACGUCAAAAAUGUUACGUAUCAGCCUAAUAAUUUCAACAAAGCUGUGAGCUCUUUGAUGAAUAAGGUAAAAUCGGAAGCCGUUGUUCCGAAAAACAAAGGGAUUUCGAAAGGUUUAACGAAAUUUUCGUCUUCGGUUACGGUUUACGGGUUGGUUCAAUGCACUGGGGACAUUGGUUCGGCAAGCUGUGGUAAAUGUGUGAACAAAGCUCUUUCAAAUAUCUCAAAAUACUGCACUAAUAGGAAGGGAUGCAAUCUUAUGUAUAGCAAUUGUUUUGUUCGGUAUGAAGUGUAUCCAUUUUACUUUCCUGAGGCUACCAAUUCUACAGCCCCAGUUGGUGCUACUUUUCUUAUAAUGCUUGAGGAUUAAUUACUAGAUUCUCAAGCACUAUAUGUAUCUGAAACCUAUGAGUUUCUCUAAGAAAUAAAGUUGAACUAUUAUUAUCA
Mercurialis annua (annual mercury) is the source of this 905-nucleotide messenger RNA. Its product is annotated as cysteine-rich repeat secretory protein 55-like. The transcript has a single exon. The record is from RefSeq and is a predicted model, not a curated record. Lineage: Eukaryota; Viridiplantae; Streptophyta; Magnoliopsida; Malpighiales; Euphorbiaceae. The coding region runs from base 34 to 828 and encodes 264 amino acids.